This is a messenger RNA of Salvelinus sp. IW2-2015, 1100 nucleotides long. Lineage: Eukaryota; Metazoa; Chordata; Actinopteri; Salmoniformes; Salmonidae. The record is from RefSeq and is a predicted model, not a curated record.
AUCCAGAGGGAGGCCCAGCCCAUGACAGAGGUGGAUCUCUUCAUCUCCACCCAGAGGAUCAAAGUCCUCAACGCGAAUCUCCAGGAGACCAUGAUGGAUCACACCCUGAGGACCAUCUCCUACAUCGCUGACAUCGGCAACAUCGUGGUUCUGAUGGCGAGACGCCGUAUGCCCCGCCCAGACUCAACGGACAGUGUGGAGGUGUCUGAACCUGACCAGGAGGAAAAACAAAGCCAGUACAAGAUGAUUUGCCACGUUUUUGAGUCGGAGGAUGCCCAGCUGAUAGCCCAGUCUAUAGCCAGCCUUCAGUGUGGCGUACCAGAGUUCUUGAGGCUAACGCGCAUCAACCCAGAGGACUUGAGCCAGAGGGAAUACAGUGAUCUGCUCAACACUCAGGACAUGUACAAUGAUGACCUCAUACUCUCUCCAGUUGAGAACUGCAAAGACGUGAGUCUGUCAAAGCAGAAGGGUGACCAUUCUGGCGUGCCAGGCCUUCAGAGUGGCUGGGUGGGCUCCAUCCUGCCCACAGUCAUCAUCGCCAACAUGAUGCAGCUGGUCCCAUCUGAGAAGUCUGGUCGUGAAAUCUGAGACCAGAUCAUGUCUAUCAACGGGAAUCAGGACCUACCCCUGUCUACCUGCCGAACUAUCAUUAAGGGUCUGAAGAACCAGUCUCGUAUCAAGCUGAACAUCGUCAGGUGUCCUCCCGUAACCACGGUGCUCAUCAGACGACCUGACCUCAGAUACCAGCUGGGCUUCAGCGUACAGAAUGGCAUUAUCUGCAGCCUUAUGCGAGGGGCAUCGCUGAAGGGGAGGGUCAGGGUUGGCCACCGCAUCAUCGAGAUCAACAGCCAGAGCGUAAGUGGCACGCCCCACGAGAGAAUUGUCCACAUCUUGUCCAAUGCCGUGGGAGAGAUCCACAUGAAGACGAUGCCAGCUGCCAUGUACCGCUUGCUAACUGCCCAGGAGCAACCCGUUUACAUCUAGAACUGACCUCCCCCUCUGACUCUUCACCUUUGACCUCUUAUCCUGACCCCUGACCCCCAGCAUCACUGCACCCUCUGUGUGUGAGGCAAUUCCUCCCCCUCUCCCCAAACCCCAGC